UAUUGAAGCGUUUAUUUUGAAAUAACAGGACAAUCGCUUUUUCUGAAAGUGUACUUCCGGUCGUAAACAGCAAAGAUGGCUGCUUGCUCUGUUCGUUGGGCUCUGAACCGGUUCAGGUGUUUAGCGGGAAGUCCGAUCCGGAUCUCAGCGGGCCUCGGGUCAGUGACGUCACAACACGUGGCGGGAAAACAGUUGGCCUGCUGGGAAAAGGUGAGCAGACAUGAGUCAGUUUGGAGAAAUGUCCUGUCUGUUGAGAGAGGAGGGCGACGGCGGCGGCGGCUUCUGUGGGCAGCAGUGGCCUUAUCCUUGUUCCGGGGUUCUGAUGACGAGCACGAUGAAGCUCAGAGGAGGGAGGACGAGAUGCUGUUGCUGCUGAAGAAGGCCAAGCUCAGUAUACACAGAGGGCAGCUGCCGGCGGCGUCCAUCUUCCUCCAUCAGGCCGUCACUCUGGCUCAUCAGACCCACAACCACCAGGCCAUCGUCUACACCUACAGCCUGAUGGCGAACCUGGCCUACAUCCAGGGUCAGCUGGACCAUGCGGAGAAACUCUUCAAAGCAGCAAUGAGCUUCAUGUUGUCAGGGGGAACCCCAGAGGACGACAAUGCCGUCAUCGAGAUGUCCCUGAAGCUCGCCACCAUCUACGCUGAACAGAACAAGGUGGAGCUGGCAGAACAUGGCUUCAGGUUUUGUACAGAGUCUCUGGAAGCCAAACUGGAGAAACAGAAUGCACUGCCAGCAGAGGAGAAACCAGAUGAGCAGGAGGCUCUGAGGAAGGACACACGUCUCCUGCUUGGUCUCUGUUUUGAUUCAAGAGCCCGUUACCGAGCCUCAAAUCUACACCUAAACCUGGCUGCACAGGACUACCAGAAGGCGCUCAACAUCUGCCGGCAGGAGCAGGGAGACACACACCCUCAGACUCUGGUGCUGAUGAGUGACCUGGCCACCGUCUUGGAUCUGCAGGGUCGCCAUGACGAUGCCCUGGUGCUGGUUCAGCAGGCUGUAGACGUGAGCCGCUCUGCUGGACACCCAGACCAGCAUGUUCUGCUGGGUAAUUUGGCUGGGAUUUUGCUGCACAAAGGUCAGCUGGAUGACUCGGCCCGGUUUUACCAGGAGGCUCUGGUUUUAGCUCAGCAAGCUGGAGACCAGGAGGCCAUAGACCAGAUGCAGGAGGGCUUGAAAGAGGUGAAGAAGAGGAGGGACAAGGCAACACAAGACUGAGAGUCCGACUGCGGUCCCAGAGAACUGUGGUUCUGAGGAGAAUCAUGACAUUGUGCAUUUGGACCAGCAUCGUGGUGACCUGCGACCUGACCUUUUCUCCUCUUCAAGUGUCACAGUUCUAGACUCUACCUAUAAUAUUGUUGUUUGUUCCUCAUUGUGGUAAACUGUGAAGUAUUAAUACACACCUGCAGUAUAUGCACUGCAUAGACCUGUGUGUUUUUUGGGUUCCCACAGGUGUGACGCAGGUGAACUUCCUGUUGUGUUUAGUGAACAUAUAAGAAUAAAAGCAAAGUGACGACAGUAAACAGAGAAGAGACACAACAAACAGCAGAUUAACAACACACCCUGGGAAAUGCUCAGAUGUAAACACACACAGCUGUCAAACAUAAAAGCUGUCAGUGAUUGAACAGUAAAAGGGAUUUCAUAAAGUUUUUCUGACACUCAUUAUUAAUUGGAGCCAGAUGUUUGGCUAAAGUAUUAAAACAGUGUUUGUGUCCAUGUGUCCAGUGGA
Betta splendens (Siamese fighting fish) is the source of this 1729-nucleotide messenger RNA. It is a transcript of the gene ttc19, whose product is annotated as tetratricopeptide repeat domain 19. The record is from RefSeq and is a predicted model, not a curated record. Bases 76 to 1218 code for a protein of 380 amino acids. Gene Ontology annotation, biological process: mitochondrial respiratory chain complex III assembly. Lineage: Eukaryota; Metazoa; Chordata; Actinopteri; Anabantiformes; Osphronemidae. The transcript has 11 exons. Gene Ontology annotation, cellular component: mitochondrial inner membrane. Gene Ontology annotation, molecular function: protein binding.